AGUAUUGUUAUUGUCACUACAAACUUGGGUUUGGGCCGUUUCGGGCGUCUUGGGUGUUUAUAGUGAAUAGACAAAAAAUAAUAGACAAAAAUGUAUGGUCCUUCUAUUUUCUUGCAUUGUUCAUUUCCUAAUUGACUUAAUUUAAGAAUUUUUUAGCGUUAGGAAAGAUAACACAUUAGAGAAAGUGAGAACCAAGCAAAAUCCAGAAAACAUAAAGGAUAGAUUUACUACUACGCUGAACUAUUUGUACAUAUAUGUAUAGGGCUUGAGUAUUGUUGAUAGGAUAAUCAUAAUCACCCUUUGUUUUCCAGUUCGAGGGUGGGGUGGAGUGUUAGAGUUGCGAUUCUAUGCAUUCACGGCACAAUUUUACGCGUUAUUGCAUCGAAAUGUAUUAACUAUAUUGUGGGACAUUUGAAAACUAUUUUAUUUUUUCAUAGAAAAAUACAAGUUUCUAGAAUAUUUAAGUUUCGAGACAGAUAACCUCUCUGGAGGUUUACUUUUAGAUUGAAAUGGCUACCGACAAAGUAACUUUGGGUGAUGCUUUAUCUAAUGUUGAUGUGCUCGAUGAAUUUACAUUACCAGAUGAGCAACCAUGUAUCGAAGCACAACCAUGUUCUGUAGUGUACCAAGCCAAUUUUGAUACUAAUUUUGAAGACAGAAAUGGUUUUGUUACAGGAAUUGCUAAAUACAUUGAAGAAGCUACAGUUCAUGCAAGUUUGAAUGAAUUAUUGGAAGAAGGUUUGAAACAUGCUGUAAUGCUAUACACAUGGAGAUGUUGUUCUCGUGCGAUUCCUCAACCAAAAUCUAAUGAACAACCAAAUAGAGUAGAAAUUUAUGAAAAGACAGUGGAGGUACUAGCACCAGAAGUAAACAAGUUAUUAAAUUUUAUGUAUUUCCAAAGAAAGGCAAUUGAAAGGUUUUCUGGAGAAGUGAAACGUUUGUGUCAUCAUGAGAAAAGGAAAGACUUUGUUUCUGAAGCAUAUUUGCUUACUUUAGGAAAAUUUAUUAAUAUGUUUGCAGUUUUAGAUGAACUGAAGAAUAUGAAAUCAAGUGUAAAAAAUGAUUAUUCAACAUACAGAAGAGCUGCUCAAUUUCUUAAAGUCAUGUCUGACUCUCAGACAUUACAAGAAUCACAAAACUUAUCGAUGUUUUUAGCCACACAAAAUAAAAUUCGCGAUACUGUAAAAGAAAAUUUGGAAAAAAUUGCGGGAUACGAAGAGUUACUUGCAGAUGUUGUUAAUAUAUGCGUUCAUAUGUUUGAGACUAAGAUGUACUUGACACCAAAUGAAAAGCAUAUGUUGGUAAAAGUUAUGGGAUUUGGCUUAUUCUUAAUGGACAGUGAACUAUGCAAUAUCAAUAAACUAGAUCAAAAAAAGAAAUUAAAAUUAGACAGAAUCGAUCGAAUCUUUAAAAAUUUAGAAGUAGUACCGUUAUUCGGUGAUAUGCAAAUCGCGCCGUUUAAUUACAUCAAACGGUCUAAACACUUUGAUUCAUCAAGGUGGCCAUUGUCUUCGUCAUCAAAUAGUAUAAGUCCACAAGCAGAUCUUAUGGUACAUCUUCCACAAAUCAGGGAAGAUCAUGUAAAAUACAUUAGCGAAUUAGCGAGAUACAGUAAUGAAGUAACUACAACAUACAAAGAAUGUGGAAGUGAUGCAGAAAAUCGAGAAACUGCUGAAUUAGCAUUACGUGGAUUGCAAUUACUUUCCCAAUGGACAAGUGUGGUAACAGAACUUUAUAGUUGGAAACUUCUCCACCCCACUGAUCAUCACAUGAAUAAAGAAUGUCCACAAGAAGCUGAAGAAUACGAAAGGGCAACACGUUACAAUUACACAGAUGAAGAAAAAUUUGCUCUAAUAGAAGUUAUUGCGAUGAUUAAGGGAUUGCAAGUAUUAAUGGCGCGUAUGGAAACUGUAUUUAUCGAUGCGAUACGUAGAAAUAUAUACGCGGAAUUACAAGAUUUCGUACAGCUGGCUCUCCGUGAACCACUGCGUAAGGCGAUCAAAAAUAAAAAAGAUUUAAUUAGAAGUAUAAUUGUAUCUGUAAGGGAAACUUGUGCAGAUUGGCAUUUUGGAGUAGAACCAUUAGGGGAUCCUGCAUUAAAAGGAAAAAAGGAUCCUGAUAAUGGAUUUGGUAUAAAGGUACCACGAAGAAACGUUGGACCUUCUUCAACGCAACUUUACAUGGUUCGUACUAUGUUAGAAUCAUUAAUUGCCGAUAAGAGCGGUGGUAAACGUACUUUGAGAAAAGACAUCGAUGGCCAAUACCUUGUACAAAUUGAUCAGUUCCAUAAAACUAGUUUUUAUUGGAGCUAUCUUUUAAAUUUUAGUGAAUCAUUACAAGAUUGUUGUGAUUUAUCUCAAUUAUGGUACAGAGAAUUUUAUCUAGAAAUGACCAUGGGCCGAAAAAUACAGAAAUGCCAAGUACGUCAUCAGCAUAACGAAGAAUGCAGCGACUUGAUCACCAUGGAGAAACGUAUUCAGUUUCCUAUCGAGAUGUCUAUGCCAUGGAUACUAACCGAUCACAUAUUGCGAAGCAAAGAACCAUCAAUGAUGGAAUAUGUUUUAUAUCCACUUGAUUUGUACAAUGAUAGCGCGUUAUAUGCUCUGACAAUAUUUCGUAAACAAUUUCUUUAUGAUGAAGUGGAAGCUGAGGUGAAUUUAUGUUUUGAUCAGUUCGUUUACAAGCUUAGUGAACAAAUUUUUGCUCAUUAUAAGCAACUAGCUGCAAGUAUAUUGUUAGACAAAAGGUUCCGAGUAGAGUGCGUUGCUCAAGGAGCCUAUUUACUCGCAUAUCCGCGCGCUAAUAGAUACGAAACUUUACUAAAACAAAGACAUGUUCAGUUAUUGGGACGUAGUAUUGAUUUGAACAAGUUAAUUACCCAACGUAUUAAUGCAGAUAUGCAAAAAUCGUUAGAUUUAGCAAUUAGUAAAUUUGAAUCUGGAGAUAUUACAGGCGUUGUGGAAUUAGAAGGACUUCUACAAGUUAAUCGUCUUACUCAUAAACUUUUAAGUAAAUGGCUUGCCUUGGAUGAAUACGACGCAAUGUUCCGAGAAGCAAAUCAUAACGUUCUAGCUCCAUACGGAAGAAUUACACUUCAUGUGUUUUGGGAGCUAAAUUACGACUUUCUACCAAAUUAUUGUUAUAAUGCAGCAACAAAUAGGUUUGUAAAAUGUCGUGGACUUCAAUUCGUGCAACCAGUACACAGAGAUAAGCCUCCACAAAUGUCUCAUCACUAUCUCUGGGGAAGUAAACAAUUGAACUUAGCAUAUAGUACACAAUAUGGCCAAUAUUCUGGGUUUGUUGGCCCACAACAUUUCCGUACGAUGUGUAAACUUCUUGGAUAUCAAGGUAUCGCAGUAGUAAUGGAAGAACUUUUAAAAAUUGUAAAGUCUUUAAUUCAAGGAAGUUUGCAUCAAUUCACUAAGACCUUAAUGGAAGCUAUGCCAAAAGUCUGUAAAUUGCCAAGAUAUGAUUACGGAUCUCCGGGUGUUCUUGGAUAUUAUCAUGCCCAAUUAAACGACAUUGUGCAAUAUCCUGAUGCAAAAACUGAGCUUUUUCAUAAUUUUCGCGAGUUUGGUAACACAAUUUUGUUCUGUCUUUUAAUGGAACAAGCUUUAUCACAAGAAGAAGUUUGUGAUCUAUUACACGCAGCGCCAUUUCAAAAUAUAUUACCUCGUCCUUACUGUAAAGAGGGCGAGAAACCGGAAACUAAACAGAAACGACUCGAAGCUAAAUAUGCAGCCUUACAAAUUGUUCCGAAUGUAGAUAAACUGGGUACAGCUAAGCAAGCAAUGAUUGCCAGAGAGGGUGAUUUAUUAACACGAGAACGGCUGUGUUGCGGUUUAUCAAUAUUUGAUGUGGUACUCGGUAGAUUACGCAGUUUCUUAGAUGAUCCUAUUUGGGUUGGCCCACCUCCUGCAAACGGAGUAAUGAAUGUUGAUGAAUGCACAGAAUUUCAUAGAUUAUGGAGUGCAUUACAAUUCGUGUAUUGUAUUCCUGUUGGAGAAACAGAAUUUACUGUUGAGGAAUUAUUUGGCGAAGGCUUACAUUGGGCUGGAUGUGCUAUGAUAGUAUUACUUGGCCAACAGAGGCGAUUCGAGGCUCUUGAUUUCUGUUAUCACAUUCUAAGAGUACAACGCGUAGAUGGUAAAGAUGAAAAUGUUAAAGGAAUUCAUUUAAAAAGAAUGGUGGAUAGAAUCAGAAGAUUCCAAGUAUUAAAUUCUCAAAUUUUUGCUGUAUUAAAUAAGUAUUUGAAGAGUGGAGACGGUGAUGCAACAAGCGUUGAACAUGUUCGAUGUUUUCCGCCUCCUAUUCAUCCUUCGCUUGCUCAUGCACAGCAGCAACAUUAUCACACGCCAGAAUACUUGCGUCAAAUGAAUCAUCAGUAAAGUAAUGUUACACGUAAGCAUAUUUGUAAUUUAAUAUAAUAAAAGCUGAGUCUUACUUUUUAAAUAACUCGUAUUUCGGAGUAGUAAUCUAAUGUGAAAUGUAAUAAUAUUUUAAUUAAAUUCUUUGAAGUUAAGAACACAUUCUACAUUUAAGUUUCUGGUGUAUAAUAAAACUUUUAUUACUUUAUUACUUAUCUACUUAGUUUCGGGAGAUUAUAGAGAAGCAUUUAAAAUUCGAAUUAUUUAUUUCUAUACCAAGUUUCAGAUUUUUAUAUUAAAUGUUAUGGAAUAUCAGUAUUAUUUAUUAUAACUUAAUAGUAAAUAUAAUUUAAAUCUCACGAUGUAAUGUGAGAUUUUUAAUCGUGAAAUGUAAAGUACGAAAAGUGUAGAACGUUUGUAAUCGCAGUGAUAAAAAUGCAAUUAAUUAUUAUCGUUAUUUAAGAAAUCUCUUGUUUAUAAACCUACAUAAUAAACUUCGAUUAUUGUUUUAAGAACAGCAAGAAUUGUAUGAUAAAUAACUUACUGUAAAUUACAAAAUGUACAAUGCAAUGGUUAAACAUUAGUGUUUCACAACGCGUACUUUAUAAUAGUUUUAGAGACAUAGACAAAACGCUCAAAUUUGUGAUUCUGUACUUGUUUUCGAUCUAUGUAAAGUUUACUAUAAAAUUUUGACAAUGAAAUUUAAAUCCUGAUUACCAUGGUUUAUACAAAUUUAAUAUACAGUUUUAUUAAAUAACGCUAUUUAUAUCAAAUUUUAUUCAUAUAUUUAAGCAAAUAUAAUACA
Hylaeus anthracinus is the source of this 5172-nucleotide messenger RNA. It is a transcript of the gene Sra-1, whose product is annotated as cytoplasmic FMR1-interacting protein. The record is from RefSeq and is a predicted model, not a curated record. Bases 510 to 4388 code for a protein of 1292 amino acids. Lineage: Eukaryota; Metazoa; Arthropoda; Insecta; Hymenoptera; Colletidae. Gene Ontology annotation, cellular component: synapse; SCAR complex; neuron projection. Gene Ontology annotation, molecular function: RNA 7-methylguanosine cap binding; small GTPase binding. The transcript is spliced from 7 exons. Gene Ontology annotation, biological process: regulation of actin filament polymerization; axon guidance; cell projection assembly.